CCCGUGAGUGAGGAAGAGGAGCGCGAGGCAACACUGGCGUGCGUAUGAGACUCAGACAUGGGAGGAUGCUGCAUGUCGUCCGAGGCCCGGGUGAGGCAGCAGAUCAACAAUGAAAUCGAGAAGCAGCUGAAGAGAGACAAGAAGAACCGCCGCCGGGAGCUCAAGCUGCUCCUCUUAGGCACAGGCGAGAGCGGUAAGAGCACCUUCAUCAAGCAGAUGAGGAUCAUCCACGGAGGAGGAUACAGCGAGGAGGACAAGCGCGACUACGCUAAGCUGGUCUACCAGAACAUCUACACCUCCAUGCAGGCCAUCAUCCGAGCCAUGGAGACCCUUCACAUCCCCUUCCAUGACACACACAAUCAGGUAAAAAGGGAAGGCUCUCUGCCGCAAACACGUCAUUUGGACGUCUCUGCUGUGUGGCAGAUGAGUGCCAACACGCUGCUGGAGGUGGAGGUGACCAAGGUGAACGACCUUGAUCAAGAGCACGCGGCAGCCAUCGGGAGAUUGUGGAAUGACGGCGGGUUACAGGAGUGCUUCGAUCGCCGCCGGGAAUACCAGCUGUCUGACUCCACCAAGUACUAUCUCACCGAACUAGAUCGCAUCUCGCAGCCCUGCUAUGUACCCAACCUCCAGGAUAUCCUGCGAGUCCGGGUUCCCACGACAGGCAUUAUCGAGUACCCCUUCGACAUGGAGAGCGUCAUCUUCAGGAUGGUGGACGUGGGCGGUCAACGUUCUGAGCGGAGGAAGUGGAUCCACUGCUUCGAGGAUGUCACAUCCAUCAUGUUCCUGGCGGCGCUCAGCGAGUACGACCAGGUUUUGGUGGAGGCCGACAAUGAAAACCGCAUGCAGGAGAGCAAAGCGCUGUUCAGGACAAUCAUCACGUACCCGUGGUUCCAGAACUCCUCCGUCAUCCUGUUCCUCAACAAGAAGGACCUGCUCGAGGAGAAGAUCAUGUACUCUCAUCUGGUCGAUUACUUCCCACAAUUCUCUGGGCCUCGUCACGAUGCGUCGGCAGCUCAAGAGUUUAUCCUCAAGAUGUACCAGGAACAAAACCCAGAUAAAGACAAGAAGGUCUACCCGCACUUCACCUGCGCCACUGACACGGAGAACAUUCGCUUCGUGUUCGCCGCCGUCAAGGACACCAUCCUCAGACAGAACCUUCAAGUCUUCAACCUGCUCUAACCGCCACAACCCCAUUCUUCAAAGUCAGUGCCUUUCUAUUUAUUCAGUUUCAGUGUAUUAACCCAAGUUGUGCCUUAGCAAAAACUCUCCGGCGUGUUUGGAAGGAAAAUUUGUGUUGGUAUUUUUGUUAAAAGUGAGGUUGAUGCAGUGCGGAAAGAGAUGCAGAAAGCAAGCACACCAAUUAUUUAUUUAUUAAACAGAAAGGAAGUCACUGCAGUGAACACCUGAAAAAGUACAUCAGCACCAAAAUAUACUUGAACAAAAAAAAUAAAAAAGAAUGUUGAUGACCAUGAGGAUUCCCUUCUUUUAAAUAGAUUUUUCUUUUCGCUUUAUAAACAUGUUUGCCCUCGCAUAUCGUUACUGUCCAACGAGAAGCAUGUACAUAAUCUCCAGUUUGUUUGCAUUACUUUGUACUUUGAAUUUGUUAAUGGGGGGGUGGUCAAAUUAAGUGAUGAAUAUCCAAUACUGUGAGAUUCUUAAGUUUUUAUCUGAAAAGAAAUAUUAUAUGUUUCAGAAGGAAACAAAAUAACCUCAGGAAAAAAAAUGCAUCUCCAAAUUUUGUGAACUAAAAAAAAAAAAAAAAGUGUCUAUACUAAACACAACAAAAAAUGUUUUAAUAAAAAGAAAAAAAUAUAGUGUCUAAUUUUUGUUGUAAAAUAAACCCAAAAUGGUUGCAUCUCAAAAUUAAUGCAAGUAUCUCAGUUUGUCAGUUAAAAAAAAACAUCCAAAAUUGUGAUUUAUCUUGUUUGUUUCCAAAAAUAAGAACAAAAAAAGGAAAUGUUUAUGCUUGUCAUUGGUGGUGACAAUGUGAUACAAAAACAGAAAAAUCAGUCUGCUUCCAUUAGACCCAUUUGUGAACAGAUGCAUCCAUAUAUUUACAGUAUGUAUAUACAUAGCCUACAAGAUUAAUAUACAGCAGUUUAGUAUAAAAACGGCAUGCGUCUUAACUCGCACACUCCAGAGUUUUAGCUUGCGGAAACGGAUACCAAAAAAAAUACUGUAGGAGUCACCGAGUAGAAAGUGAGUCAUUACGUGAGCGUGUGACAUUAAAAGUCAGGGGUGAGGGCAAAAAAAAAAAAGACAACAACAACAAA
This is a messenger RNA of Hippocampus zosterae (dwarf seahorse), 2276 nucleotides long. Its product is annotated as guanine nucleotide-binding protein subunit alpha-14-like. Bases 58 to 1182 code for a protein of 374 amino acids. The transcript is spliced from 6 exons. Lineage: Eukaryota; Metazoa; Chordata; Actinopteri; Syngnathiformes; Syngnathidae. Gene Ontology annotation, cellular component: heterotrimeric G-protein complex. Gene Ontology annotation, biological process: action potential; adenylate cyclase-modulating G protein-coupled receptor signaling pathway; phospholipase C-activating dopamine receptor signaling pathway. The record is from RefSeq and is a predicted model, not a curated record. Gene Ontology annotation, molecular function: G protein-coupled receptor binding; guanyl nucleotide binding; GTPase activity.